Messenger RNA from Papaver somniferum (opium poppy), 981 nucleotides. RefSeq lists its product as uncharacterized. Lineage: Eukaryota; Viridiplantae; Streptophyta; Magnoliopsida; Ranunculales; Papaveraceae. Gene Ontology annotation, biological process: shoot system development; root development. Bases 1 to 981 code for a protein of 326 amino acids. The transcript has 3 exons. The record is from RefSeq and is a predicted model, not a curated record.
AUGGCAUCAAGAAUUCGCAGAAGUGUUUCAUUUUCACACCCAAUUUCAUCACCAAAAACUAACCAUACAAGAUCAUCAAGUCUUCCAUGUAGAUCUCAUCCCUUAAUUUCUCAACUUCAAGAUGAAAUUAAAAAUCUCAAAAUUUGGGAAGCAAAUCCUAAUUUGAAAACUUCUGCUUGGCUGAAUGAAGGUUUGACUAUGCUUAAGAAUGUACAUGAUUCUUUUGGUGAUCUACUUCAUCUAUCACAAACACGAGAUUCAUUUCGUCGUAGAUCUGAAUGGGUUGAAUCUCUUCUAGAAGAUUAUCUUCGGUUCGUCGAUGUUUAUGGAAUUUUUAGAGCUUCAAUUGUUUCAAUAAAAGAGGAGCAGUUGAAACUAGAGAUGUCUUUAAGAAGAAACAGUGAAUCAAUGAUUUCAUUGUAUGCUAGAGAAAGAAAGAAAAUGAAUAAAGAUAUGAUGAAAAUUGUAUCUUCAAAUGUUAGAUUUACAGGAAAAUAUUUAAUUCCUGUAACAACAAUGGUGGAAUCAAAUUCUGCUGAUUUUGAGUUAUCUAUUGUUCUUAGAGAUGUGAAUGAUGUAACACAAAUGGUUACAAUGUGUUUGAUUAAAGGAGUUUCUUCUUCCAUUGAAAUUAAGAGAAAUUCUUGGAAAAAUCUGAAGAACUUGUGGAAUAAUAAAAAGAAAACGAGUGACAAAGAAGAAGGAAUCAAAGAAGUUGUAGAAGCCAUUAAAAGUUUAUCUGAGUUGAGAAUUAACGGUGAAGGAGAUAAAAACAGAAAAGAGAGAAGCAAGGCUUUAGAAAAGUUGGAAUGUUUAGAUGAAUGUAUUGAAGAGAUUGAAAAUGGAAUGAGUGAAGUCAAGGUAAUAAUCAUCAUCAUUGCAAGUUGCGACUCUGGAAUGCUUGAGACGGACUUAUAUGCUAAAUAUGAUGGAGCUGCACUGAUUAGUGAUUACAUAUUCUUAACUCCAGCUCCAGUGUAG